ACGCGGAAAUGAAAUGAGAACAGAUCUCAGAAGCGAUUCUGCGUCGGCACGUCGCAGGUCCAGUGGCGAUGACCUGUGGGCUUUUCCUUUUGCAGAACAGAGGGGGGAAAACGUCAGCUCAGAGAACGCUGAAGUGUGAAGAUGAAGUGUUCAAAUUGUGGCCAUAAUAUUUUGGAGAAGAGAGCCAAGUUCUGCAGUGAGUGUGGCCAGAAGCUGUCUGUCCCACCCGCAAACGCACAGGAUGCAGAAAGUCAGCCCAAAUCCUUGGUAGCAGACUUGAAAGACACAACUGAGAAAUCAGUGUCACAAAAUGUCCCACCUGAGGACAGCAAAGAAUCCCAUAAAUUACCCAAACGACCUAAUGAAGAGACCAUCAUCAACCCAAAGAAAAAGAAAAAAAAGAAGAGGAAGAACAAAAAGAAGAAAGAUGGCAAUGUGUUGUCAGACCAGGAUCAAAGCCUCUCUGACCUGUCAUACGUCUUUGUGGGUGACAACCAGAGGAAGAGGACGCAGGGCGAAAUGGACUCUUCUGACAGUGAAAGCUCAAACAAUGCAAUGGAUGAAACACCAGACUCACUCCAAGAUGAGUUCUGCUCAAUGGACAGCCAGCCUAGUUCCACAGCAGCUGCACCAUCAGCAGGCACACAAGAAACUCAGUGUGAAAAGACUGCUACCCCAGUAGAGGCACAUACAGCGAGUCAGGCAGAGGAAGCUCCAGGUAACUGCAAUGAGGAAGAGAGCAAUGCACAAAAAUCAACUCACGAUCAGACACUCAAGACAGCACCAGCUGACACUCCGACUCAACAUCCCACCUCCGAGGACAGCAAGAGUAUGACUCCUCAGUCAGGUUCAGGUUCAGGUAAAGGAACGAAGGCCACUAACCCUAAAGAUCAAAAGACUGACAGGAAAGACUCAAAGAAAGGCACAGUCACCACUAAACAACCUACACUGGACCAGAAUGCUAAUGUGGAACCAAAUGUGAGACAGACGGGACAAACCAAACAGAAGGGAAAGAGUCAGCAGGUCCAGAAACAGAAGCAGACUGUGGCAACUGAACAAAAGAUGGUUUUUGGCCCUCAAACGUCAUCAAAGACUGACAACAUAGGCUCCAGUGUGGACCCGGAGGUAGAGGACAUGGUGGUUCAGCAGUCUGGAGACGGGCAGGACUCGACUCCAGCACAAACCUCAGAUGGAGAGAAGGGAACUAAAGAUGCCAGUGAGGAUAACACUGAAUCCAGCACCCUAGCUGGCCCACCACCCAAAAGGCUGAUCAGGAACCAGACCAUUGCUGCACGUGACAGACUCACAAUUUACUUCCAUGCUGUUCUCUCAAAGGAUUUCAGUUUUAAUCCAGAAGAAGAUCAUAUCUUCAUUAGGAUUGGGUCUCCCCUAGGGACAUGGGAGGAAAAUGCAGCUGAGCUGUUUGUGACCAGGGAUUUUGGAGAUCAUGGUUUUCUUGUUGAGGGCAGCCUGGCAACAAUCAAAAGUAAAGCUGUAUCUGAAUCAAUACCGUACAAAUAUAUUGUCUAUAAAAAGGGCAAAUACGAGUUUGAGUUCAUAUACAAAUUGGAUUCUGCGCACAAAAUUACCAACAGAUGUUUGUUUGUGAAGUCCCACCUCCUCAGUGAAGAAGGGGACUGGCAUCAGUAUGACGACAUCAUCUGUGCCCAGCCAUCAAAGAACAUGCUCAAACGCUUUAAAGACCAACUGAAGAACAUUAAAGAUUCCAUCUGGCCUGAACAAAGGAAGAACCUGAUUCAAGGCAGAGAGAUUGCAGGGAAUAUUAUGCUGGAGACCAUAUUUGAUAUUCUCAGGAGCUGGAGUGAUACCAAUUUGAGAAGUUUUCAGAUCCAACUGAAUCAGUUCUUUCAGGUUUAUGGGGAACCUUUUGUUUAUGAGGAGACGCAAAAGAAAUGGUACUCCUUAAACUACGGAAAAGAUGAUGUGAGGAAGAUGCUAAAGGAGUUCAUGCUGACAAACAUAAUUCCUCAGUUGCUGAGGGAUGGAGAUGGGAAGAUGCCCUACAUUCAGGACCGCUUGAGGGCAGCUGUGAUCGUUCUCUGUGUAUGUAAACAGUAUGUUAUCGUACUACCUGAUGCUGAGCUUCGUCGGCUCUGCACUGCGCUGUGCCUGCCCAAACUAAACAAAGAAGAUUUCCUUCAGUACUGGGCAGAUUUUUCAAAGGAUGCCUCUGUUCUGAAAAAUCUGCCAGAAAACUUGGUGUCUCUGAUAAAAGCUGUGAAAUCAGCGGGAAUGCCUCAAUGGAUUCUGGCACUACCACUCCUCCACCUCGUCAGAGGCACCACAAAGCCCUUUCAAGUGCCGUCUUCUGGAAACUUGAAGUACGGCCCAUCUUGGGCAGGUUUGCAAGGCCUUGAAAUUGGUGCCUCAACAUCAUACAUUAACAGUCAACAGAAGACGGAUCUGGUGAAUGUCAUGAAAAGCCACAGUUACUUGAUGGAGGUGGAUCCACUUUUGGUGCGAUCCUGCUUGUACCUGAUGUCAAUCGAUGAACUGGUGAGGUGUAUCAACAACUUUAACACUGAGCUUUUGGACGUGCUUCAUGUUUUCACUAACAAAGUUCCUCAGGAUAUUACCUCCAGCAACGUCCAGAUAGUAUCUGACAUUCUCUCACAUAUCCAAGGGACACUCAUUGAAGAAAAAUACAGUUAUUUUACUGAGGCUUAUAGGAGAGAGUGCCUGGCAACAGCAGUGAAACUCUUAGAGAAGAUCUGCAAAGGAGUCAAACCAGGAUCAUACACCCAGGACUUCCCUGAUGUUCCUGUAGCCUGCAUGAAUCUGGUUGCAUCAGUCUCAGACUUUGUUCACAGUAAAAAGCUGCAGGAGACUCAAGAAGGGGACAAGGAGCAGAAAUAUGCAAAAGACAUGGUGAUCUCUCAGGCAAUGAGCAUUAUGAGAGACUGGAUCAGUCGGUCCUUCAGACAGAGUUUGCUCAACAGAUCAUUUAUGCACCAAAUUAGAGCCACAGAGGAGACUGAAAUGUGGAACAACAUUAUCUCAAUCCACUUCAAAGAUGAAGACUGCACAAAAGAGUGGAGACAGACGUUCACAAUGGAUUUUGAGGGCAAGUACAAACAGGAAUCUGCUCUGGAUCAAGUUGAGUUCUACUGCACAAAGAUUGAGGAACUCAGUCGUUCCCAUCCACAUGUUGCUGCCAGUAUUGAGAAGUGUGCUCUUGAGGCUGUUACAUCUUUGUGCCAGACCAAGUCUGAGGGCAAACUGUUUGAGAGGUUGGAGAUAAACUGGAAAUUUGGGAAGCUCAUCUCCACCAUUAUCCAGAAAUCCUGGCCAAGGGACCAUCAAGGAAACUAUCAGGAAGAUGAAGAAGUGGUCCUUCAGCACCUCCUCUCCUGGACUGCCGCCAAAGACAUUUUCCAACUAUAUGGCGGAGAAGAAAAGCUGUUUGAGAAUCUCUCUCUAGAUGCCAGGGACAGGCUUGCUAUAGCCAUUUCAUCCUUCACAGCCAUCCGCCAUCAACUGGUCCAAGGAGAUAUUAAGAUCAGCCUGCUCAAUAUCAUUAUGAAGAGGAGAGACGCCUUCUUAAAACUGCUCAAAAUUGAUUGCCUCUCUGAGAAUGAGCAAUACAAAGAUAAUGCCAAAAUGAGGAGGCUGUUACAGUGGAGACAAGAUGAAGUGAAAGCUGUGUACCAUGAGAAGGAGCUUGUGGAAAUCUUCUUAACAAUGAGCCACAAACUUAAGGAACAUAUGACAGUUGAUGUUGCCGACAUGGAAGAGAGACAAAAGGUCAACAUUGAGAUCAUGCCCCUGAACCAUUUCAUGGAGGUUCAUCAGUUUGAUCAAAUGCCCUCUCAGAUGUCUGGUGUUGUCACCUACUUCAAUCUGGAUGAAGAAAUCAGAGAAAUGGCAGAGGUCCUGUACACCUUCAAAGACAGUUAUAUAUUCAAAGUGUGUUGGGAGCAACGUGCCAAACUCCUAGCCACUGAAGAAAUGGAAGAAGACGAUCCUGAUGAACAAGAAGUAGUGGACAUUAUGGCAACACCGGAAACUAUACACAAUGACAUUUUCGUGCAUUGCUAUGAUGAUUACAAAAACAUCUACACCUGUCUGAAGAACGGCAGUAUAAGGCUUGAAGAGGUCAACCAGCUCUUCAAAGUGUACAGGGGCAAGUAUGAAGAGCUUGCACAGGACCUGGACAUCAUGUGCAGAGUUGAUAAAUCAAACGACAAACAGUGGAUCCACAGCAGGGUUCAACAGAUCGAGCAGUAUCAUGAGCUUCAUCUAGCUGUGGCUUCAGCUCAAAUCAUCAUGAUGGUCAAAGAGACACUUGGUCUUAAGGGGGACUUCAGGGUUCUGAAGACUCUCACAGAAGCUAGUGAAGCAGACUUUCAAAAAGAGCAGCUCAGUCGGAUUGACAAUGACUUGAUGCAGGCAAAGAAGGUUCUGGUGGACAUCACUGAGCCCCGCAGACUGUGCCUGAAGGAGCUGGGACUCAGAGGACACUUUGUAAAAUGGGUGAAGGAUGCACUUGAAGAUAUCAAUGAGUUGAAGGUGUUCGUUGACCUGGCUUCCAUCUCUGCGGGAGAGAAUGACAUGGAAGUGGAUCGUGUCGCUUGCUUCCAUGAUGCGGUCCUUGGCUACUCUUCAGUGCUUUAUGAGCUCAAACCAGACUCUGGUUUUCCUGCCUUCAAAGAAGUGCUUGAGAAGCUCUGGAGGGCUUUGGAGAAUGACAGCAACCUACCGAAAAAACUGCGGGACAGUGCACGUCAUUUGGAAUGGCUGAAGACCGUGAAGGACAGUCAUGGGUCAGUGGAGCUGUCGUCUCUCUCGUUAGCAUCAACCAUCAACAACAAGGGUAUCUACCUCAUCAGCGCACAAGGUGUAAAAAUGUUGAGUCUUGACACUGCCCUGAAGCUGCAGAUUCCAGAGGAGCAUGAAGAGGGUCAGCAGAUGCGCUGCUAUUCUCUCGAGGACCUCCGGGAGCUGCAGAACAAACUCAUGCUUAUGUCUGGGAAAGGGGAUCAAGGAAAGAAUGAAGUUGAUCACUUUUCAGAGGUUUUUGCCAGUGUUCAAAGACUAGCUGAGGCAUUCAUUGCCCUCUAUGCUGCUGGGAAUCCUCUGUUCAGAUGCUGGGAAGCGCAAAUCAACUGCUGCUUGACAAGCAAGGAACCUAGCAUAAUAAUGGACUUCAACCUGGGCAGUGUUCUCAGUGCUGUCAUCGUGGAGGGCAGCAUAGAGGAGCAACUCCCUGACCUUUGCAGGAAAAUGGAGAAAUGCCUGGACUACUGGAUGGAUUUUGUAGACAAACAGAGAUCCCAACAUUACUAUCUGAACUACUAUACAGCCGAGCAGAUUGUCUACCUGUGCAGUAACCUGACACAGCAAAAUGUGACCAAUGUGGAGGACCAAGCUCUCAUGAUGCUGUCUUUUGUCAGGCCAAAUUGCACAUCCUCAGACUUAAGGCAAGCAUGGCAUGCACGCCAGUAUGAGAUCCUCACCAAACCACAAGAGCGAAAUGAAGACAUUGAGUUUCAGACUUUUGUUGUGGUGCGAAGAAAUGAGCAAGGAGACCCAGACUUCACCAGCGAACUGGAUCCCCUGCCAAAUCUUGUGGAACAAACAAAUGGUUUGCAAAAAUUUGAUCUGAUAUGGAAUGCUUACAUGCAAGACAUGAAGAAUUUUCUCCCCCACAUUCUUGAUAUAAUAAGUCUUGGACGACUGUUGGAACUGCUGGCUAACAGAACAGACGGUAGUGAAGAAGAUGAUAGUGAAGCAGACAUUUCUGAUGAUAACAAUGGGAAUUUAAUAUGGAGGCAGCUGCCUCAAGGCCUGACCACUGGAAAUCCCAACCUCAUCAUUUGCCCGCACGAUGAGGUCCUGACAUCUUGCAUCUCCAUUUACAUGAGUAGUGAAAUCGAGACACUUCCCACCUAUGAUGAAGUCCUCCUGUGCAACUCCUCAACGCCAUAUGAACAGGUGGAGCUAUUCCUCAGGCGCUGUCUCAGCACAGGCUAUAGGGGACAGAAAAUAUACUGUCUCCUAUAUGGAGAUCUGCUCACCUAUGAUGUGAGCUCUAAACUUGAGAACUUUUUCAAGCGAAUGCAAAUGCAGAGCAAGAAGGACUACAGAUUUGUUAUCAUCUGCAGCUCGGAAAGAGAGCAUGCUUACCUUCCAUCAGCCUUCAGCCAGUACAGAUUGCACAUGGUUCCCCAGGAACCACUGGCGAGGAUCCAGAGGUACCUCCACAAACACUAUGUUGUCCCAGCAGAGCAGUGCAGUGCUGCAGCUGCAUUCAGAGACCGACUGUGUGUUGGUGUCGUGUCAUCCAAAAGGGCUGGUGUUGGUAAAUCUCUCUACAUCAAGAGGCUGUAUGAAAAACUGAAGCACUCAACCAAAAAGCCAUCAGGGAUGAAGUGCAUUCGCUUGAUUGAACCUAAUGUUGAUGAGAAUGUCGUCCUUCAAUCUCUGUUGGAGAGCCCCGAGACUCAAGAACUCACUAUGUUCCAUUUCGACAUCACAUCUUCGGUGCAGAAAGGCCUCCAUGAGUUUCUUUUCAAACUGUUGAUUCUGCGCUAUUUGAUGGAUUCUGAGGGAAAGAUGUGGAAGUGCAGCAACAAGCAUCUGUACGUCAUGGAGAUUUUAGAGCCAACUCUCAAGUCAACCAGAAGUGCUUCACGGCAGGCUCAAACUGUGAACAGCACAUUCAUAGACGUGUUCCCAAAUGUUUUCUGCCGCCCACCCAAAGAGGUGCUAAUGCUAGAGAUGAGAAAGCAAGAAGAUCCUACUAUUGUGAGUGCUGAUGACCCAUUGAUGGAUGAUGGAGAAUUCAGGAGUGCAGCCUUUCAGCGGCCAUAUCAGUAUCUCACACGGUUUCAUAACCAUGUUGAUCUUGAUGUGUUCACAUAUCAUGGUAUUGAAGGGUCACACGUGGAAUGUCUUCAGAUGCUUCUCAUGUACUGUGGUAUAAUGGACCCAUCCUGGGCAGAACUGAGAAAUUUUGCAUGGUUCCUUAACCUUCAGCUGCAAGACUGUGAGACAUCUGUUUUUUGUGAUUCCACUUUCACUGGAGACACGCUAACUGGAUUCAAAACGUUUGUGGUGGACUUCAUGAUUCUGAUGGCAAAGGACUUUGCCACUCCGUCACUCAGCAUCUCUGAUCAGAGUUCUGGCAGGCCGCAGAUGGACCUGACUGGUAUCAGAGAUGAAGACUUGGCUCCUUUUCUGAUCAGAAAGAGAUGGGAAACAGAACCACAUCCAUAUAUCUUCUUUAAUGAUGACCAUGUGUCCAUGACCUUCAUUGGUUUCCAUCUUCAGCCCAAUGAACACAACUCUGUCGAUGCCAUUGAGCCUACCUCCGGAAGGGUGAUUAAAAAGGAUGUCAUGACAAGGGCAUUGUAUGAAGGCCUAAUGCUACAGAGAGUCCCUUUCAACAUCGACUUUGAUCACCUACCAAGGGGGGAGAAAAUAGAGCGAAUCUGCAAUGUUCUUGGUAUACAGUGGCCUCUUGACCCUGAUGAAACAUAUGAGCUUACAACUGACAACAUACUGAAGAUGCUGGCAAUCCAUAUGCGGUUCAGGUGUGGUAUCCCUGUCAUUAUCAUGGGCGAGACAGGGUGUGGUAAGACCAGACUCAUCAAAUUCCUUUGCGAGCUGCGGAGGAGUGGAGUGGCUUCUCAGAACAUGAAGCUGGUCAAAGUGCACGGAGGGACAACUUCGGAGAUGAUUUACAACAAAGUCAGAGAGGCAGAAGACAUUGCUUCUAUUAACAAGCAAGACUAUGGAUUUGACUCUGUUCUCUUCUUUGAUGAGGCCAACACUACCGAGGCCAUCAGCAGUAUCAAGGAGAUCCUCUGUGACAAGACAGUCAAGGGAGAAAGUUUGAUACCCCACUGUGGACUGCAGAUUAUUGCAGCAUGCAAUCCUUAUCGAAAGCACACAGAUGAGAUGAUUCAGAGGUUAGAAUCUGCUGGCCUUGGUUACAGAGUACAGUCUGAAGAGACAGAUGAAAAGCUUGGAUCUAUCCCUCUCCGCCAGCUAGUGUACAGAGUUCAAGCAUUGCCACCAAGCAUGAUCCCUCUGGUGUGGGACUUUGGGCAGUUAAAUGAUCACACAGAGAAAAUAUACAUCCAGCAGAUUGUGCAAAGAGUGGUGGAAAACAAAGAAAUUGAUCAAAGUUACAUCAAGCAGAUCACUGAUGUCCUUUCAGCCUCUCAGAAGUAUAUGAGGACAAGAAACGACGAAUGCAGCUUUGUCAGCCUGAGAGAUGUAGAACGCUGUAUGCAGGCCUUUGUUUGGUUCUAUGUUCACCACGUCACAUUUUUCACAGAUCUUGAAGAGUUUGAGAGCAAACAAAAUGCAGACAAAAAUGAAAGACAUCACAGGCAGUCCGAGGUCAGGGACCCUGUUCUCUGGUCUCUCAUCAUGGCAAUUGGAGUGUGCUACCAUGCCUGCCUAGAAAACAAGGAUAAAUACAGACAGAAAAUCAGCAAAAGUCUACCAGCAGCAUACAGCCCAGCAAGAGUAAUGCAGGAAAUCUCACUCAUGCAGGAUUUACUUUUGAGUGGCGUGCCAAUGGGGGAUACUAUUGCAAGAAACAGUGCUCUCAAAGAGAAUGUCUUCAUGAUGGUUCUCUGCAUUGAGCUAAGAAUCCCCCUGUUCUUAGUUGGAAAACCUGGAAGUUCAAAAUCUCUGUCUAAAACUCUGGUGGCAGAUGCAAUGCAGGGCCAAGCUUCUCAUUCUGACCUCUACAAAAGACUGAAACAGAUCCAUUUGGUGUCCUUCCAGUGCAGCCCUCACUCAACACCAGAAGGCAUCAUUAAUACAUUCAAGCAAUGCGGACGCUUUCAGGAAGGAAAGAAUCUGGAUGAGUACAUUUCAGUUGUAGUUCUUGAUGAGAUUGGACUGGCUGAGGACUCUCCAAAGAUGCCACUGAAAACCCUUCACCCACUGCUAGAAGAGGGAUGCAUUGAUGAUGAGCCGCUGCCACACAAAAAGGUUGGAUUUAUUGGUAUCUCCAACUGGGCUUUAGAUCCUGCAAAGAUGAACAGAGGCAUUUUUGUCUCCCGCGGUGACCCCGAUGAGAGGGAACUGAUCGAGAGUGCCAAAGGCAUAUGCUCAUCUGAUGCAAUGGUUUUGGAAAAGGUCAGAGAUUUCUUCCAGCCCUUUGCACGAGCCUACUUGAACAUCUGCCGCAAACAAGGCAAAGGAUUUUUCGGCCUACGUGACUAUUACAGCUUGAUUAAGAUGAUUUUUGCAGUUGCCAAGUCUUCUCAGCGGAAGCCCACAGCAGAGGAAACUGCAAAGGCAGUGUUGAGAAAUUUCAGUGGCAAGGAUGAUGUGGAUGCAGUUACUGUGUUUACCAAAAGACUACAGAUUGCACCCAACCUGGAGAACAUCAGUGCCAUUGAGUUUGUGAGAGAAAACAUUCAGGCAGUUGGACAGGAAGAAGAAUGUCGGUACUUGCUGGUGUUAACAAAAAACUAUGCAGCCCUACAGAUCCUGCAGCAGACCUUCUUUUCAGAAACUGUUCAACCAGAAAUAAUCUUUGGAUCCAGCUUCCCAAAAGACCAAGAGUAUACCCAAAUUUGUCGCAACAUUAACAGAGUAAAGAUCUGCAUGGAGACAGGUCAAACAGUUGUCCUCCUUAACUUGCAGAACCUCUAUGAAAGUCUCUACGAUGCUCUCAACCAGUACUAUGUCUGCCUGGGAGGACAGAAGUAUGUUGACCUUGGACUGGGAACCCACCGUGUGAAAUGCAGGGUGCAUGAAGACUUUCGGCUAAUUGUCAUUGAGGAAAGAGAGGUGGUCUACAAACAGUUCCCAAUACCUCUGAUCAACAGGCUGGAGAAACACUACCUGGACAUCCACAAUGUCCUCAAAGCUGAGCAGAAGAGGAUGGUGGAUGAAUUGGAGAAUUGGGUGCGACUUUUUGUGUCUCUCAGCAGUCAACACCUAGCAGUGGCUCAGGCGUACAAGUACCAACCCCCAGACGUCUUCAUUGGCUACCACUCAGACACGUGUGCUUCUGUAAUUCUUCAAGUAAUAGAGAAACAAAAGGACAGCUUGGAAAUUUCAGAUCCUGAGAGGAGAUUACUUGACGAAGCCAAACUCAUACUGCUCAAAUGUGCUACACCGGACUCAGUGGUGCGGUUGGACUGCACAAGCCUUCCCAAAGUGGAGAGUGAACAUCUGGCCAGGGUGUACUUUGAAGAGCAGAAUAACAGCUGUUUGGCUGACUACAUACUUGCUCACACAAGGCAGGAACCAGAUUGCAGCGCCUCCUUCACAGAGGUGACAACAUUCUCCAGACUUUUGACAGCAUCUGACUUGGAACCACUGCAGCAAAUGUUGCAUAGUGUUGAGCUUCUCUCACUCCAGCAGUUUGACACAGAGCACUCCUUCCUGAAGAAGAUCAGGAAUUUCCUCACUGCUGAAAAUGGAGACGGUUACACUGGACCCCGCAACAAGAUCCUCAUCAUUCAGUGUGAUUUUGAUGAAACCUCUCACAGUGCCAAUCUUAUUGCAUCUGCAAAGUACUCCUCCAUAAAUGAAAUCAACAAAAUAACUCAGGAGAGCAUGGGAAGCAAGGCGUUUGUCUACUUCAUCACCAGACUACCAAGAAUGGAAGGGGGUACUUCCUACGUUGGCUUUCAUGGAGGACCCUGGAGAUCAGUUCACAUUGAUGACCUCAGACGGUCAAAAGACAUUGUUUCAGACAUCAAAGCCUUGCAAAACAUGACAAUCAGUCAAAUGUUUGAAACAAGGAGUCAGCCUGAGGCCAUGGAGGUGGAUGAUAUGUACACAGAGGAUAAACAGGAGGAAGCAGAGUUAGAGGAAAGUGGCCAGGACAAUGUUCUGGACACUACAGCAUUGCUGCGGAGCUGUGUACAAAGUGCCGUGGGCAUGCUGAGGGACCAGGUGGAAAGUGGCCUCCGCAGUACUCGGAGAGUUGAGAUCCUACUGACUCUCCUCAGCGACAAUGAUGAAAUAAAAGGUGAAUUUCUACAAACUGUGAAAAAUCAUCUUCACUCAUUGCUGGUGAUGCAUGAUGGAAACAUCCUCUCAUCCAUCAAAAGCAACUGGGUCAUUAAGGAGGCCUCAAACAUUGAUGCCUUGCAAGAAGGAGGCACCUUCCGGCACACCUUGUGGAAGCGUGUUCAAGCUGUGGUUGUCCCCCUCUUGGCACAACUGGUUUCAGUCAUUGACCGCGAUGGAAACUUGGAUAUCCUGCUAGACAGAGACUGCGGUGAAUCUGUUAAGAGGCUGUGGUUGGAUAUCUUCAGUAAUGAUAAGCUUCUAGAGAUCCCACACCUGACACUGGACCACAUCUCUGAGCAAAGAACAAUCCUUGUACAAAAUUACAUUGCCCACAACAAGAACAUGAGCUGUAGCAUGCCCUUCAGCUGGAGGAUCAAGGACUACCUGGAGGAACUCUGGGUUCAUGCGCUUCAACAUGAAGGUCACACUCAACGAGAGUUUGAUGAGUUCUUUUGGAAGACACCGCUGGGACGAUACAUUGCAAAAGCAGACCCAGAGAUGCAGACAGAGUUUUUUCACCGCUACAUUCAGGAUUUUAUCUCCAUGACAAUGAACGUGACAUGUCAGGAAGAUCUGCAGCUCCUAUGUCGUGCCUUGAAUUGUUGUGUCAAUGAGCUGCGGUUGCGGCUCGAUCACACUGAAAAAGUGGCAUCUCUUCCAUGGGUCCAUGCUGCUUAUCAUGAGUUCAAAAACCGGCUGCAGAACCUCUCCAGGAUGAUCUGCAUUGAGCCGCAGGUGACCCAGGACCUCAUAAGGAAUCCUCAUGACAGAGACGAGGUCGAACUGGUAUUCGAUGUGUAUGCUGCUUUUGCGUGUGUGGAGUACCUUGAGCCUGGAGUCCUGGACACAGAUGCCCAAAGAGAAGCCUGGCUCAAGAAGGUAAAAAAACUCCAGGUUCCCAUUGAGUUGAUCUGCUCAGAGGACAGCGUAAGACGCUAUGGAGAGAGGAGCAAGACAAUUGUAUGCAGGGUCCAAGCUGGAUGGAAUCGGAUAUUUUCUCUCUCUCUAUUUGUGGAGCACAUUUUGUUUGGCAUUGAGGAGGUGGAGAAGAAGCUGGCACCUCUAGUUUUGGAGCAUACGAAAGGACUUAGCCAGAUACUGGAAAAAAAUUCAGACCUCAAAACUCAGCAGUCAUUUGAAGCCGUUAUUGGUUUGCUCAAAACCUGCAAAGAUGGAGCUGUUGAAUGCAUAUUCAGGUUUGGUCUCACAAUGUGCCCAGUGUGUAUGGGAGACCCCCAAGAUCCGCUCUGCCUCCCAUGUGAACACAUCUACUGUGUGGCCUGUAUCAAACGAUGGUUGGGCCCCGGUCAGAUGUACUGUCCGCUCUGCAUGCAGCCAGUUGAAGACGACUUCUCCAUGGUUCCUUCAGAUUCCAUAAAGAUCCUCAUUGGCCAACAUGCUCAAUUCAGGAAGCAGUGCAAUGAUUUCUUCAUAGACCUUGUGUCUACGGUGUGUUUCAAGGACAACUCUCCCCCCUGUUCAGCUGUCAUACUUCAUUUGCUGUCAUUUCUCAUGGUGGAGGCCAACACUGUUCCCAUUCUUGGAGGUAAUCGACAAAUUCUGACAAAGGUGCUCUCUCCAUUUGAUGACUCCGUGGAUAAAAAUCCAGUGAUUCGGUCAGUAGUACUCAAACUCCUGCUGAAGUACAGCUUUGAUAAGGUCAAAGGUUACCUGCAGAGCCAUCUGGAGGCAGUUGAGCAGAGCAACAUCUUGGAGCACACGGACAAAACUGAACUCUACUGCUUGUACAUUAACUGUCUGGAGGAUUCCAUGUUUGAGAGGUUGCAGUUCAGGUCCAUUGCAGACCAGCAGGUGUGUCUGCAAGAUGAAAGUGCCUUCCUGACUGACUACCUGCAAUCACAUGGUCAGUCUGCUGAAACAGCCACGGUAGAGUACCUGCAGCAGGUGGCCAGAGUGCGUAUGGACCUGGGCAUGGCCGCUAGCCUCGUCGUGAGAAAACUGAGAGCCAAUGAGUCCCAGAAAGGUGGCCACAGUUUUACCACAUCCUUCCUGACCAGUGUGAUGAACUUGUGCAAGCACAGUGGAAACGACUGGUAUCGUGUCUACUUGAUCCGUAAGAUCUGCAGCCAACAUGGAGUGGAUUUUGUUAUGAAACUCCGCGAAGGGGAUCAGAUGCACUGGCUCUUCCCUGAAGAAGCUCUGCAAGAGAGUGAAGAAGCCACCAAAAUAGACCAGUAUCUUGUGUGUGGGGAAGACUACAAGACUAUCAGAAAUGCCCUUGCAAGGGGGUUGUUGGAAAGCAAAGUGGAUGGACUGGAUGAGACUUGUGAGGGCUGCCGAUGCUUGCCACAGUGGAAAACAGUUUAUCUUCUGUUGGCACUGUACAGAGAAGUCACCACUCUCUACAGAGAAGCCAAUGCUAGCUUCCAUCCUAAGCCUGAGCAACUACAAGCCCUGACGACCUACAUCGAGACCUCUAAAUUCCUUGGUAGCCCAGAGGUGAAGGCCUUUGCUGUGGCUCUGGUGACCAACCAGCUUGGGCUGUUGGCUGUUCGUCCGGGGGCUUCUAGUGCCCAGUGUGUGUUGGUGGACUUAACGAUUCACCUCUCUGCUGUCUUGCUCUGUGGGAACCAGGGGAUCUUAGCUCCCCUCCAGCAACUGGCAAAGGCACCUGCCAACAUGCAGGCCGCCUUCUUGCCCACCAUGCCAGAGGAUAUGUUAGCAGUGGCUCAGCAAGCUCUGGGACAGUUGCAGUGGUACUAUUGUCCAAAUCGUCACCUCUGCACCAUUGGAGAGUGUGGUCGGCCCAUGGAAAAAAGUCGUUGUUUGGACUGUGGUGUUGAGAUUGGAGGAUUGGACCAUAUGCCUGUGCAGGGAUUUCAAGCUGUUCCCUUGCAGGGUGACCGUACCCAGAUGGGCCACAUCCUCGGUGACCCAGGUCGCAGGGAUAAACCAGACAUGCUGGACACAAAGAGCCUUUCCCCAUUUCCGUUCACCGCUGUGCGCAUGCUCACUCACAUGGCCAUGUUGAUCGGUGCCUGCAAUGACCCACAGUCUAUCUCUGCCAUCAUCAAGCCUCCAGUCCCUGAACCACGAGCAUUCCUUCUUGCUCACCUGCAAGAGGACCUGAAAUAUCUAAUCAGAUCUCUGGGCAAGGGGACAGACGACACGGUCAGCGCUGUUCACCUGCUCAUCAGCAGCCUCCUGGAACCUCACCAGCAUCAAAAAUGGCCUGUUCCUUAUGACAAUCAGCUCUCCACCAAAGAGGCUAGAAAUGGAUGGGAGAUGGAAGUGAGCAAUGCCAUCAUCAUACCUCAGCUGAAGCAAUUGGACAGACAGCUAAAGGAAGUGAACACAUUCAUCCGGGCUGACUCUCGCAUCUCUGCCAAUCCAAUCAUGAAGCUCAUGUUUGGCGAUGCUCGGCUCUUCUUGGCCUCACUUCCACAAAAUUCCCUGAUCCAUACUUCUGCCGUGUGGAGCUGCAGGGAGAAAGUGUCUCUCCUGACCCUCGCCCAUAUUGUAGAGCAGAGUGAUGGCAAAGACACCGUGCCUGUACUGUGGAGAUUUCUGCAUAGGGAAGCAGAGCUCCGACUGGUGAAGCACCUUCCUGACAUCCUCACACUCCAAAGGGAUCUUGUCAAGAAGUUUCAAAACAUCGCUGAGCUGACUUGUGGCACCAUUUCUGAAUUCCUCCUCAGUCAGAAAUCAGCUUCGCUGAAAACCUGGUAUGAGAAAUACAUCAAAAUCUUCCUGACAACCUGGAAUCAGCUCAGAGUGUCUCUGGCAACCAACGGUGAAAUUAAGAUUCCAGCUGAGUUCUGCCAGAAGGACCUGGACCUCAACACUGACUUCAGGGUGCUGUUACCACGGCGACAAGGCCCAGGCCUGUGUUCGACAGCUCUUGUCAGCUACCUCAUCGCCCUGCACAAUGACCUGGUGUACUGUGUGGAUAAACACACUGGAGAGGAGACCAGCUACAAAGUGAGCCCUGCAGAUCUGACAGACCUGCAUGUGAUUCGGUAUGAGGUGGACAGGGACAUGAUGCCCCUAGUUCUCUCCAACAUCCAGUACAGCAUCGAGAGAGGCCAGGAGACCCUUCAUGAGUAUGACUUGCCCAAGAUCCAGCAGCAGAUUGUGACCCGUUUCCUGCUGGGCAAACCUCUUAUCACUCUCAAUGGCAUUCCAACACUUGUGAACAGACAUGAACGCAACUAUGAGAUUAUCCUGAAGGAUAUAAAAGCAAAAGUAAAGCAGGAGCCUCUUCAGAUUCUCAUCCUGUUUGCUGUGGCUGGUGAGCUGCAUUCCUACAGUGAGGUGUGUGAGGCCUUGUCCACACUGGAAGUGGCCCUCGGUUUCCUUGCCAUGACUGGGGGAGAACCUCACAUGCAGCUGUCCUGCUACCUGGAGGAGGUUCUGCAGAUGGGAAACCAGAUGGCUCCGCAUAUCCUCAAGACCUUGAGCAUGUGCUGUCUAAGGCAUUGUGUGGCACUGUGGCAGCUGCUGGCCUCACUCAAGUCAGAAAAUAUGCUUCGGCUCAAGAAGGAUCCAUUUGUGGGAGUUUCAGAACAGUACAGACAGGCUCUGGGUGAGGAAGAGCGCAGGCUCCUGACUGGCUUCUUCUCUCAAAGCAGUGCUGACACUUUCCUGCUGGAGAUGCACGAGUUCCUGGUGCUGGUCCUUAAAAAGCCUAACGCAAUUGAUACCUACAAGCCUGACUGGGGCUUGAAAAUCACACUGGUGUCUUACAUGGAACACAAAGACCUUGACAUCCCCACUGAUGUGCAAGAGAUCUUCCCAGAUGAGAUCUGCCUGUCCCAUUAUGUUGAAGCCUGGAAGUUCAUCGUCGCCUUCAAGCAGGAGCGUGGUCAGAGACAGUGAAGAUGAGAUGAAAGCGCUGAUUUUUUUUUUUCUGCCUUCUUCAUGUGGUAUCAUUAAAUCCUUCAGAUGAUGUUUACAAUCUUGACAAACUGAAGCGGUAUGUAUAUGUGAUAUGUUCCGUACUUUACGAGCAUUUAUGCAGAGGAGAUGUGCCUUAUAAAGAGCACUGAUAUUAAGCUUCGUAAUGCAACAUAAUAAAAGUAUUGUUCAUGUUUAAAUCUCACCUAUAUGAAGAUGUGAACUUUUUAUUUCAUUUAUUCUUUUUGGGUUAUCUUGUUUUGUAUUAUUUUCGAUUUUCUUAAGCAUCAGCAUGUACAGAGACUCCUUCCACCUGAAAAGUCUCUUUGUUUGCACUCUGUUGUAAUGUGAAUUGUCUGUCUGAAAAGGCAGAAAAAAAAUCAGAAUUCUACUCAGGUACAAAGUGUGGAAUAACUGACCUAAAUCACAUUGUUUUGUCCCAUAAAUUUUUUGUAUCGUAUCGUUCUUCUACUUUUUAGAUUUGUUCUAAGGCAAUACAACAAUUUCUUUUACAUUCCAGUUUAGAUUUUUUUUUGUCAUUUCAUUUUCUUUUUCUUUGAUCAGCACAUUCACAGAGGGCUUGGUAAAGAAAUUUCUUUUAAUAAAGUAUUAAUAUCA
Molecule: messenger RNA, 16491 nt
Organism: Toxotes jaculatrix (banded archerfish)
Lineage: Eukaryota; Metazoa; Chordata; Actinopteri; Toxotidae
Gene: rnf213a
Product: ring finger protein 213a
Exons: 67
Coding region: 142-15855 (5237 amino acids)
Biological process (GO): ubiquitin-dependent protein catabolic process; sprouting angiogenesis; negative regulation of non-canonical Wnt signaling pathway
Cellular component (GO): nucleolus; cytosol; membrane
Molecular function (GO): ubiquitin-protein transferase activity; ATP hydrolysis activity
Source: RefSeq, a predicted model, not a curated record